CAGUGCCUACUAGUACUUUCAGCGCCGGCGUCUGAGCAUGACGCGCUUGCGUAUUAUUUACCAUAUAAGAUAACAAAAGGUCACAUGCGUGCUACGUGCAUUUUACCUAUAAGUUGUACGAUAAAAUGUUCAACGUAGAAAAUAGUGCAGCUGUGUUUCAAUAUUUAAGUGUGCGAAAUUAACAAAUAAAAAGUACAAAAUGUGGUUUGUAAUUGUUUUGGGUUUAUUAACUUCAGUGAACUGUGAAAAAAUUAAUACAGCUUGCUGCCUACCGGAGCAAGGUUUAUUUGUGGAUGGGCAGAAUACUUGUGAAAAUGCUGUUACCAAAAUUCGAACACCGACACGAUUAACAUGUAACAGUACGGACCAAAUAUCUAUGACCAUUUUCAAUUUUACAAUAAAAGAUGAUGGGACUCUCAGUAUAUUAGAUGAACUAUUUGACACCGAUGUAGAAUAUGAAAAGUAUUGUGUAGCAGGGAGCAUAGUAAAUCAGACGGAAGGUUUGCUGGUGUUUUGUUCUGAAGACGAAGAGAAGCUUAUAGAAGGCAAUGUACUCGAAUAUUGUAUGAUUGUUUCCGUCGUAUUUCUUACGCUCACAGCGUUUAUUUACUGUAUAUUGCCAGAAGUAAGAGAUCUUCAAGGAAAAAGCAUCAUCAAUUUCUGUCUGAGCUUGGCUACGGGUCUUGGAAUUUUAGCUUUAAUGAAAUUAAUGGAAUAUUCUGAUAUGAAUUUAUGCGCAGUACGAGGAUUUUUGACAUACUUCUUUUUAUUAGCGAGUUUCUUUUGGAUGAACGCUAUCGCGUUGCAAAUGAUGUUUUAUAUAAAGCGACCAUUCAUGCACGAUUAUGGUUGGAGGCCUUUCAUCUGGUAUGCACUUUACGCCUGGGGGUGUCCCACACUCCUUACUGUAUGUAUGGCAAUCGUUAACUUCCACCCUGGGAAGCACCAGAAACCUGGCAUUGGUUUGAACACAUGUUGGUUUUUCAAUACGCGCCAGCAGUGGUAUUACAUGUAUAGUGUUAUGUCGAUUAUAAUAAUAUUGAAUAUCUUCAUAUUUAUUUACAUAUCGAUGUACAUGUGGAGGCAAAAAUUUUCAUCGACGCAUGUAAAGGCAAUGCGCUAUAAGUUUACGAUGUCUGUAAGGUUAUUCGUUUUAUUGGGAUUGCCUUGGAUAUCGGAAAUGAUCAGCACAUUAUCCACAGCAAGUAUUGUUUGGGUUGUAUUGGAUAUAUUUAACACACUGCAAGGGCCAGUAAUUUUUCUGGUUCUUGUCGUAUUCCGUCAACGAGUCGUUAAGGCACUAUACAAGCGAGGCUAUUUGGAUUGCAUCUCUGGAGUGGUCGAGAGAUACUUGGCAGUUGCAGACGACGACGAAGACAUCGUUCAGCACACAGCCGACGUCGCUAUGGACGACCGAAAAUUGGAAUUGUGAUGAAACGAAAAUAUCUAUAUGAAGAAAAAAGUGGCCUAGGUGUUUGGAUUUAUAUACGCUGAUAAGACUCUCUAAGAUGUAGUUAAAGUCUCUGAAUAUAUUCUGACUAGAUUCAGCGUCAUACUGUUACUAUACAGGGUGUCCCAUUAUAAGUAUAUACCUAUACACUAUUAUUAUCUAAACGGCCAGGGCCUUGUAGUCUUGCAUACACUGAUCACGUAAAAAAUAUACUUAAAGAACAAAAUUACAUCAAAUAUUUUUUGCUAAAUCUUUCCUGAAAAUCCUUGUUUUCUUUUAUAGCUU
Colias croceus (clouded yellow) is the source of this 1735-nucleotide messenger RNA. Its product is annotated as probable G-protein coupled receptor Mth-like 4. The transcript is spliced from 8 exons. Lineage: Eukaryota; Metazoa; Arthropoda; Insecta; Lepidoptera; Pieridae. The record is from RefSeq and is a predicted model, not a curated record. Gene Ontology annotation, cellular component: membrane. Gene Ontology annotation, biological process: cell surface receptor signaling pathway; G protein-coupled receptor signaling pathway. Bases 200 to 1432 code for a protein of 410 amino acids. Gene Ontology annotation, molecular function: G protein-coupled receptor activity.